AUGCCCGGGCAUCUUGGACAAACGCAACCCGCCAUGCGCACGACAGAGUCCAAGCAAGCGCAGGCGCAGGCGCAAUGGAAGACCUUCUUCCACCGGUGUCUGCUACACCGGAUUGACGCCGCCGAGUUUCGAGAGCUGAGCAAGCUGCUGUUUCAGCGGUAUCCGAUCAAUGACGCACCGCUGGUGGAUGCAUUGCUGGCCACGCGAGUCGCUUCAGCUGUCAAAUGGGACCCUCUGCUCCCGCUUUAUAUCGACGGGUUGUGCAAGACGGGCCGUGUAAAGAUAUCGACUGUUUUGGUGUGCUUGUUGAAGUCCUCCUCUGUGCAUGACAAGCCCGUGGUGUCUGGUGCUGAAGCGGAUGCAGAUGCAGAAGCGGAUGCUACGUCUGCGUCUGCGCGAAAGGAAGACUCAGCGUCCAAGACGAAGUGCUACACGCUCAUGUCUGACAACCGGGUCGUGCAGGAUGUGAUGCUGGCGAUUUCGACGGGCGCAACGGCAAAGAUGCCACUGCUGGAGAUGAUCCAUGCGUUCUCGGCUGUUGCGGAUUGGGUCCAGGCCAUUGUGGGCUGGCAUAACGGGUUGCUUGGUGCUGGGCAGCCUGUUGGGAUGAUGGGGACGCCUGAUGGGGUUUUGUUGUUUGAGUCUGUGGGGAUCCUGUUUGCUGCUUUGGCGGGGACGGCGAAGGGGCUGGAGGUUCUUUCGGCGGAUUCUCAUGAGGCACUUAAAGUACGGCUUGGACAGGCGCUUUCGGCGUGUCUUCCCCUUUGUGAGGAUGUGUCGCCACCCUUGCGUAACCGGCUUGAUGCUCUGCAGAAGGAAUUCAAUCUGUAUGGACAACCGCCGUCCAAGUUGGAGGUCUCGAUGAUGGAUAACGUCAAUGUCAAUGCGCUUAAUUUUGAGGCGUCGGUGAUUGACGGGCCAACUAUAAACUCUAGAGCUGGCCUCUACGUGUAUAUUAACGCGAUGCUUGUCGGGCGUCCUUUGGUUGAUGAUAGUAUAUUACUCAAUUAUCUUCUUAAUCGCUAUGCAGGUCACUACGAGGCCCUCAUCGAGGAAAUCAUAACAGCAUCAUUCGACGUUCUGUCAAACGCAAUGUACCGCAACGAGUCCGGUCGGACAAUGCUUUUGCUUCGCUCAUUUCUAGUCAACAAGCUCCCCCCAUUUUUCUCCGCCAUGCUGUCCGUUUCAAUGGUAACUCUGCCAAUGGAAGUCUGCAUCAGCCAUGCCCUGAGCCGAAUAGACCCGAAUACGUUCCCGUCCUUUUCCCAGAUGUUUUCAAUGCAGGGCAAUACACCGCUUUCAGACGUGCGACAGGAGUUCUUGUUCUCGUGUGCUUCGCACAAGUUGAUUCCAGAGGCCAGCAUUGAGCGGUUACUAGGCGAAAAUCCGAUGCAGACUCUUCCUGUGGGAGGCUCGUUUGUCAAGGAUGAGCUCGUGGCGCAGAUCAACGCCAACCAUGAGCGUGCGGAGCAGUUGGUCAGUGAUAUCGAGUCAACGGAGGGCAAUGCAGGCGCUAUUGUUGGCGCUAUUACAGAGGUUAUGCACAAUCUCUGCAUUCAAAAAGAAACAAUGACGCUAAAAAAUAUCUGCAAUUCUCUAUCACGCCGACCGCAGUCCCUCGAUAUCAUGCUCCUUUUCCGCAGCCCGAAGCAAAUCCUGCAGCCGCUCUGCGCUCUCCUCGAUGCCUGGCACUGGGACGAAGACCAGGGCGAGAGUCAGCCGGUAUACGACGAAUUCGGAAGCAUUCUGCUGCUAGUGUUGACCUUCAAGUACCGGUACGAUCUGCGGCCGUUCGACCUAGGCAUUACGAGCAGUAAUUCGUUCAUUCUCAAGCUGAUCGAGCGGGGCUCGUCGAGCCUGAAGCUCGAUGAGCUUAGUGAGAAGCAGAACAAGAAUCUGGGCGAAUGGAUAGCGGCACUUUUUAUCGCCGAGGGGAUCAGUGAGGAGACCAUGUCUGCCUGCAGCCCGCAGGAAUUCUACAUGCUUGUCUCUACGCUCUUCCGCCAGAGCCUGGGGGCGUGCGAAGCGGGAAAGCUAGAGUUUGAUACACUGAAAGGAGGGUUUGAAUACCUGCUUGAACCGUUCCUCCUCCCCUCACUUGUCGUCGCACUGACCUGGCUGGGCAACCACAUCUGGGAAAGCGAGCAGGAUCCAACCAUCCCACUCAAAACCCUCCAGUCACUCGUCACCCCGAGCUCGAUCUCAGGCGAGGGGCGCGAAAUCCACCUCACAGUCCUCAACAUCACCGCGCGCUCGCUUGAAGAACAACUUAAAGACGUCCGCACCCGCCACCCAAACCGCUCAGACAUCAAACCCAUCCUCGACGCGCUCGAACCAUGCCUCUCCUUCCAGCGCACCGGCAGCUGCCACAAAUCCGAGCUCGACCCCUGGACCGCCCACACCCCCGGCGGCCUCCUCGGCAGCAUCCGCAACACCUUCCAAUCCCUCCUUCUCUGGAGCACCAGCCCAGAUGUCUCAAUGGCACCGCCCUCCUACACCCACCGCCAACUCACAGCCGCCAUCCGCACCCUCGGCGCAACCCGCGUCCUAACAGCCCUCCUCGACGAACUCCUCAAAGUCCAAACCGAAUCAACAACAAACACCAACGCCAGCGCCCCAGACCUCGCCCUCGACAUCGCUGCAACCCUCAUCUCCGCCCCGCUCGCAGAAUCCUACACAGUCGACCAAUCAACCCACCACCCGCCCUCGGCCUCCUCUAAAGAGCCAACCCCACGCUGCGCCCCCCUCACCCUCCGCGACGCCCUCAACUUCCUCCACGAAAGCAUCCCCAAACUCUCCGAGAAGGACCCCCUGCGCGCUGGACUUGCCGUACGGUUAUACCGACGUGUCAACACCCUCCUUGCCCCGCCCGCUCAAGCCCACCAUCAUCACCACCACCACGACCCAAACCUCGACAUGAACAUGGGCGUCAACAUGAACAACAUAAUCGACAACAUGAACCUCGACGUCGGCGACGUCGGCACCGACAACGCUGACCAGAAUAUAAACAUGGACAUGAACCUAAACGAACAGGGCCAAGGAGGCCAGGGAGGCCAAAACGUCACAGACCCCGAACACGCAAACCUCAAUCAGAUCAUGGGGAAUGCUGCCGCGGCUGUGGGGUUGGAUAUGGAUAUGAAUAAUAUGAAUAGCAUGAAUGUAGACGUGGAUAUGGGGAGCGGGGGAGACGGGAUGGAGGGGCUGGGGCUUGGUGUUGGCGAGGGGGACCAGAGUAUUGAUGAUGUGUUGAAUGCGGCGGAGAUGAAUCCUGAGUUUUUGGAUUUGGAUAUGGAGGGGAUGUUCUAG
Aspergillus puulaauensis is the source of this 3306-nucleotide messenger RNA. RefSeq names its product putative RNA polymerase II mediator complex subunit Nut1 (gene nut1). Gene Ontology annotation, cellular component: mediator complex. The record is from RefSeq and is a predicted model, not a curated record. Gene Ontology annotation, biological process: regulation of transcription by RNA polymerase II. The transcript has 6 exons. Gene Ontology annotation, molecular function: transcription coregulator activity. The coding region runs from base 1 to 3306 and encodes 1101 amino acids. NCBI's taxonomy places the organism in Eukaryota, Fungi, Ascomycota, Eurotiomycetes, Eurotiales, Aspergillaceae.